This is a messenger RNA of Raphanus sativus (radish), 717 nucleotides long. RefSeq lists its product as uncharacterized. The record is from RefSeq and is a predicted model, not a curated record. The transcript is spliced from 3 exons. NCBI's taxonomy places the organism in Eukaryota, Viridiplantae, Streptophyta, Magnoliopsida, Brassicales, Brassicaceae. The coding region runs from base 204 to 638 and encodes 144 amino acids.
GGUCCUCAACACAGUAUUUCUUUAAUUCUUUCCAUCCAACCUCUACCAUUUUGUAGGGUUUUUCGAGAAUCCAUCAGUGGUGAAUCAGAAAACAAUUUUUUUUUUUUAAAACAGAUUAUUCGAUAAUGAAACAAUAACAAUAUAUUCCAAAAAGAGCCGAGAAAUCAAUUAUUGUCUGAGAAUCCAUUGAACGUCGAUCUUCCAUGGAUACUUCUGUAACGCAGACGACAAAGACUCUGCCUCCGGAAGAUGAAGAAGAAGAUGAUGAGUGGGACACUGAUGGGUUUGUGCUUCCAAGCUUGGAGACUGAACAAGAAAAUGUUAAUGAUUCACAAGUUGAUACAUCUUCUCCUGAAAUUAUUAAAGCUGAAGAAAGCAUCUACCUAGGACCACAUGGAGGAGCUCCUCCCUCGCAGCUACAAGACGGUAACCCGUCGAGCAGGAAGCAGCGGUUUAAGCAGAAGCUCAAGGAAGCGGACCAGAAAAUGAAUGUGUCUGGUCGAGAAAACAAAGUGGCCAACCUAAGAGAGCUUGUAGGCGGCGUUGAGAAAGGAACUGAUGUGUCAAAAGGUGUUUCAAGAGACUGGCUUGACCCACAUUGCCAUGAGUCUCUGUUCGAGAAACGUCAACAACUGUAACGCCUCCUUUUUUCUCUUUUGUAAUCGUUUUGUAUCAAUACCCAGAGAUCUCAAUGCAAUAAAAACAAUCAUCAUAUUA